Molecule: messenger RNA, 6141 nt
Organism: Mustela lutreola (European mink)
Lineage: Eukaryota; Metazoa; Chordata; Mammalia; Carnivora; Mustelidae
Gene: PTGER3
Product: prostaglandin E receptor 3
Exons: 4
Coding region: 871-2040 (389 amino acids)
Biological process (GO): positive regulation of cytosolic calcium ion concentration; phospholipase C-activating G protein-coupled receptor signaling pathway; intestine smooth muscle contraction
Cellular component (GO): plasma membrane
Molecular function (GO): prostaglandin E receptor activity
Source: RefSeq, a predicted model, not a curated record
GGGAAGAUUUUUAAGUGGAGAGCGGUGGUUGAGGUUUCAUCUUUGGAUUCCAGCGUCCGAUUUUGUUUCUCUUUAGGAAUCCCUUCUCUCAAGACGCUAUUAGUUUUGUACUUUCAAAGCGCCCUCUGGCAACAGAGCAGCAUGGUCGGCUCGCGAUCCUUCUGGAGCCCCAGAGGACAUAAAGGGAGAAAAGUUCACGUUCAGCUACUCAGAGUGUGGUCUGCCAGGAUCGCUUAGGGACAGGUGAUUUACACUUGCCAGGGUUACAAAAGAGCUUCAGGACGAGGAUCGAGUCCCUACGUUAGAGUCGGUGGAUGGGUGAGGAGGGGGGCGGGCGCUCAGGUCGGCCUUGGCAAGUUGCCCAGGGUCUGGAAGCGCUGGGAGACAUUUUAGUCCGGGCCGCCCACGGGCGCUCCUCUGGCAAAGAAGAGGAGGAGGCGCCGUGCAGGGAAGAGAGGACUGGUUAGGCGUCCCGUCCGGCCAGGAGUGGGAGCAAGGAGUCCUCCUGGGAGUUUCCAGCCCAGGCGGCCAGGACAGCGGUCACGCAGCAGCCGAGAGACGCGCACGGUUGCUUCUCCAUCCUCCUCCCAGCGCACUGAUGCCCACACCCCCGGGCGCCCCGCCCUCCGCGGCCUUAUAGAAGGGGCCCGCACCUCGCGCGCCUCGGAGCUACAGGCUUCCCGGAGCCGACGGCGGGGCGCCGCCGCCAGAGGAAAGAAGUGAGGCGGAGGCUACGCCCCGCAUCAUGGAGGGCAGCCCAGCCCUAGCCCCAGUCCGGGUGGACACCGACCUUCGCCGCCGCCCGCGCCCCGCCCGCCAGCUCCCGCUGCUGCUCUCCGGGCACCGUCCCCUCCUCACCUCGAAGCCAACAUGAAGGAGACCCGGGGCGACGGGAGCGCCCCUUUCUGUACCCGCCUCAACCACUCUUACCCGGGCAUGUGGUCGCCCGAGCUCUCCGCCGCGGCGCGGGGCAACCUCACAGGUUCCCGGGACCCCCGCGAGGACUGCGGCUCGGUGUCGGUAGCCUUCCCCAUCACCAUGUUGAUCACCGGCUUCGUGGGCAACGCGCUGGCCAUGCUGCUCGUGUCGCGGAGCUACCGGCGGCGGGAGAGCAAGCGCAAGAAGUCGUUCCUGCUGUGCAUCGGCUGGCUGGCGCUCACAGACCUGGUCGGGCAACUGCUCACCAGCCCGGUGGUCAUCGUCGUGUACCUGUCCAAGCAGCGCUGGGAGCAUCUCGACCCGUCGGGGAGGCUCUGCACCUUCUUCGGUCUGACCAUGACCGUCUUUGGGCUCUCCUCGCUCUUCAUCGCCAGCGCCAUGGCCGUCGAGCGGGCGCUGGCCAUCCGGGCGCCGCACUGGUACGCGAGCCACAUGAAGACGCGCGCCACCCGCGCGGUGCUGCUCGGCGUGUGGCUGGCGGUGCUCGCCUUCGCCCUGCUGCCGGUGCUGGGCGUAGGCCAGUACACCAUCCAGUGGCCCGGGACAUGGUGCUUCAUUAGCACCGGGGAAGGAGGCAACGGGACUAGCGCUUCGCACAACUGGGGCAACCUCUUCUUCGCCUCCACCUUUGCCUUCCUGGGGCUCUCGGCGCUGGCCGUCACCUUCGCCUGUAACCUGGCCACCAUUAAGGCCCUGGUGUCCCGCUGCCGGGCCAAGGCCACGGCGUCGCAGUCCGGCGCCCAGUGGGGCCGGAUCACCACCGAGACGGCCAUCCAGCUCAUGGGGAUCAUGUGCGUGCUGUCAGUCUGCUGGUCGCCGUUGCUGAUAAUGAUGUUGAAAAUGAUCUUCAAUCAGACAUCGGUUGAGCACUGCAAGACUCACACUGAAAAGCUGAAAGAAUGCAACUUCUUCUUAAUAGCUGUGCGCCUGGCUUCACUGAACCAGAUCUUGGAUCCCUGGGUUUAUCUGCUGCUAAGAAAGAUCCUUCUUCGAAAGUUUUGUCAGAUCAGGCACCACACAAACAACUAUGCAUCCAGUUCCAACUCCUUACCCCACCAGUGCUCCUCAACCUUGAUGUGGAGUGACCAGUUGGAAAGAUGAAAAACGGAGCUGAAUUUUUAUUGAAAUUCCUGCUUGCCUGAGUUUGUGUAUAUCUUCCCACCUGAGAAGGAGAAUUUAUGUUUGAUUUGGAUUGUUUCUUCAUUUUCAUCUUUGAAAAAAAUUUAGUAUUUCUUCUUUUCAGUAAUACCCACUGAAACCAGGUUUAUUAUCAUGCUUUGUGUCUCUGAGUAUCAAAUUGGCUUCUGGGACUGGGUUUUGAGUACAUAUUUAAGAAGUUGGGCAUGAUUUCACAGAUAACGAUUGGUGAAAAGUGUGAAAAAGAAAAACCCAUUUUCCGAGAGUUUUCCUCCAACUUCAAACCUUUGCCUGAAUCUCAACCAGUGCGGACAUCUUUACAUUUUAUGGUAGUCUUGAUUUUAUAAGGAGUUUGAAAAAAAUCAAUAUAAGCUUUCAACAAUGAAAAGUUAACAUUUUGAGAGCAAGAAUUCAAUGAAUAGGACAUAAACUUAAAUGAGAUAGAAAAGGGUGCCCAGAUGAAGGCAGGAGGGUGCCAUGAUAAAUGAUAUUUAGCCAAACAUGUGAUGAAUGUAUUGGAGAUACUGUGUCCCUCUGGACUAAGUUUGGAACUAAACAUCUGUAGGUCUGUGUUCUGGUUAUGUCUCACAGUGUACUGGCAAUCAAUGUAAGGGUUAUGUGUCUUUGAAGACUGAAAAGAGUGGAUGCAGCUAAGGGCUUUCCUGAAAUGUCACAGGAAACAAUACUGAGGCUACAUGAUUAGCUGUUGUGUUAGAGUAGUAAAAAAAAAGAAAUCCAGGCACAGCCCUCUGAUUUACCACUAUCUGUUCAGGAUUUCUUAAAAUUUCUUCCCAGGUGUCACACAAAAAGGCAAAACUAGUAAGUGACAUAGUUAUUCAAUAGCAAAUUUUGUUACAUUUUAUACAAAAGAAACUAUGUCAUCUGAAUUGAAAUGAGAAAUUCUAUGAACUUUUAACAUAUACUUCUGAGCAUUGGAUGUCUUUCAGCUAAUGUCCUUAGCUGUUUGUAAAUUCAACCAAUCUUUCUUUCUCUUGCCUUUCUUCCCACUUCCGCACCUCCCUCCUUCCUUUUCCUCUUAUCAUUCACUUAAUGCAACACGUAUUUAUUGAGUGUCCUUCUUUAGGCAUUGUGCUAAGGGCCAUGCUGUGACCUACAUCUUAGGAAGACAUGAUAAUAUGGUAACAGUAGUUUUGCCAUACAAGCCUGUACUGUGAUUCCACUGUCAUCUCUGUCAACUAGAUUAAACCAAAAACAGUGAAUCAUUCCUUUAAGUAGUUGAAUCAGUUGUGGAUUAGCUGGAAAAUUAUAUUCAUUCGAACUUGUAUUUUAAAUGGCUUUAUUUAACACACAAAGAUGAUGUAUCUAAUCCCUUUAUUCAGGUUUAAAUUCAAUGAAUUCUUUUGAGCAACCAGAAUUUGCCAAUAAUCAUAAGAAUGUCCUUGCUUCUGUUACCACUAUCUGUCUAUCAUCCAUCUACGUGGUUGUCUGGUUGUCAUAUAUUUAUUAUUUUAUUUUUACAAAAGAAGCCCAAGUCUACAGAGGGCUUGCCCAAUGUCACAUGGCUAAUAUAAGAAUUCAGAUUCAUUGUAAGUUCUUUGAUUCCAGGUUUAUUGUUCUUCCUAUACUACAGUGGGGAUGUGAGAUCUGCCUUGAUGAUAUUCCAUUUAUAAGACGAUGUGAUAUAGUAAUAGAAGCAUGGAUUUUCGAAUGAAACCUGGAUUUAAAUCUGGCUGUCCACUUAUUAGCUCCUUGACCUUGAGAAAUCUGAUUAAUUUCAUUAAAUCUCAAUGAAUUAAUCAAUAAAUUAAAGAUAAUAAUAUUUUAAUAAUAAAUUAAAGAUAAUAAUACUAAAGAUAAUAAUAAAUUGAAGAUAAUGUAUGUAAAGUGAGUCUAACACAGUAGAUGCUCAAUAAAUCUUAAUUGCAACUAAUUCUUUAUCUAGACUUAUCUCCAGCUAUAUAAUAUAAGUUCUCAAUUUCAACUAUAAACUGGCUUUCUGAUUGUGUAGGUUUACAUGUCAUGGACAGAAUCAACUUCAAAUCUCUUGAUGCUGUUCUCAUUUAUAAUAUUUUAUGAUUACUUUUUCCCAUGCAAAACCUACCCAUCUUCCACAUGUGCAACUUUCAUCUUGUCCUUGGGUCUUGAACAAUUAAAGUAUCUUUUUUUCUCUCCUUACCUUUAUCCAACUCUGAAGUUACAUAGUUCUCAUUUUGAUGAUUAUUGUAUUAUUCUUCAAUUAUUUUCAUUACAUAUUUUCCCCCUUAACAAAAAUUCUAUUUCUUUGUGGGCAGAACCCUUUUCUUAUAUUUUCUUUGUAAGUCUUUUAGCACUGGUGCAGUAUUUGACCCCAAGAAAGAUGCUCCUUAUUUGGUAAAUUCUCAAUGAAGAUAAAAUUUAUGUACAAUAUUAGCAGUUGCCAAUUUAAAUGAAUGUGAUAGAAAGUCUUUCAUUUCUGUGUUGCUAUUCAACUUGGGAAAUUUUAUGUAAAACUUCCCUGAUUUAAAAAUGCUAAUCCAGGCAGAAUAGUCACCUGCAGUUUAAUGUAAUAAAGUUUACUAAAGCUAUCUAGGUGAAAGUCAUAAGGUUAUAAAAUGGUUAGAAAGGUUUGAAAAAUAAUGACUCUUUGGUAAAGAUAUUUCUUACACAAUUAAGAAUGAUCUUUGUCCAAUUAGUUUGAAAUCUGAUGGAAAGACGGUAUAUGUCAAUAUAAAAUACUUCUGAGGUUUUCAUUUGUAACCCAUAGAAAUGUAUCCAUUUCAUACUAAAUACACCCAAAAUAAUAAGUCCUAUAACAUAUGUUUUCAAGUAUUCUAGAUCAUGAUUCAGCAAUACACGGAUUCUUAACAAGGCUUUCCUCUUCAUUUUUUAAAUUACCAUCCGUAUACAUGGAUUCUCAUAAUUAUGUAAUGUGGUUACACUGAGAAUAGAACUAGUCCUCAAAAUAAAACAAAUUUCUGCCAUAAAGAGUUACAUGUGCGAAACGGGCCUUGAUCUACAGUUUUAUUGUAAUUAUAGUGCCUACUGUAGAGCUCUGUGGAAUACAUAUGCAAAACAAAUCUGUGGUAUUAAUAUGCUUUGCAGCUGAGUUGUAUAGACCUGGUUCCUGACUGCAUAUAAUAUAUUCUGUGUAAUUUUAGACCUGCGACUUCUGUGUUGGAAGAACAAAUUCCUGCCUACUCCCACCUCCAUCCUAUUGCAGAUUUCAUACAGCACCAGCGCAAGCCAGUGUGAAACAGACAAACAAAAAUAAACACCCAACUAUUCUGUUCUCAGGAGAGGUUGGACCAGGGUACCAUGAAAAGGAAUGGCAUAUUAGGGAAUGGCAUAAUAGAGAAUAUAAGGUUUAGAAGAUUAGGCUUCCAUCAGAAGCUAUAUUAUCCAAAUUCUUCCAAGAAGGGGGGAGAAAAUAAGAGUCUUCAUGUUUUAUAUGUAUAUGUGUAUGUGUGUCUUACAUCUAUAUGUGGAUUUUGGUCCCUGAAAUCUAUGAAAAUUCAGACAAAGUCGAAUAUACUGUUUUUACUGUCUAUAUGAUUGACUUUAAAAACUUAAACAAAUAACACAACCCAGGCUAUAAAGGAACAUAUAAACUAGUUAAGAGAACAAUUUUUUUCAGUAUCUUCACUAGUUGGAAGCACACUCUAAAGAAACCUAUUGUUAAGAUAAUUAUUCAGGCACCUUAAGGAUCUGUAUAAGACAUAUCUUGCUUGACAUACUUUUAAUGAUUAAGAAUACUUCAAUGUUUAAUUGCUGUCUUCAAAAUAUUUGUGCUCAUAUUUUUUCAUUAAUCCAGGCUUUUACUGAAUAUUUUGAUAAUUGUUAAUUCAAAAUAUCUCUAGGAUCAUCCUAUGUAUAAAAGUGUUUCUCCAUUUCAUUCAGGUUCUAGGACUUUAUUUUUUUAUUAUCUGAAGUGCUUUUUUAUAUAAAAAUAAUAUGUACAAAAUGUAUUUUUAAGAGAUUUUAUACAUUGUUUUAACAAAAUUCUCAGCCAUAUUGUAAGCUCCUUGUGGGCAGGACCCAUGUUUUAUGUAUCUCUUGUACCUAAAGAGCUUAGAACAGUACUAAACUCAUAGAAAUUACUCAAUAAAACCUUGAUGGAGAGGCUAA